Messenger RNA from Limulus polyphemus (Atlantic horseshoe crab), 3466 nucleotides. RefSeq names its product E3 ubiquitin-protein ligase RNF180-like. Gene Ontology annotation, molecular function: ubiquitin conjugating enzyme binding; ubiquitin protein ligase activity. Gene Ontology annotation, biological process: serotonin metabolic process; protein polyubiquitination; positive regulation of proteasomal ubiquitin-dependent protein catabolic process. The record is from RefSeq and is a predicted model, not a curated record. The transcript is spliced from 5 exons. Lineage: Eukaryota; Metazoa; Arthropoda; Merostomata; Xiphosura; Limulidae. The coding region runs from base 874 to 1488 and encodes 204 amino acids. Gene Ontology annotation, cellular component: endoplasmic reticulum membrane.
AUAUGUGAAGCCAAUUUCAAAUACUUUUCUUUUUUUAACAUUUAAUGACAAGCAGCUUAAUGUCAUAUUGUAUAUAUACUUGGAUUAUUUACUAGCUAACUUCAACUGUUAUUAUUUAGUGUUAAGUUGUAUUUAGCGGCUUUAGUUUAGGAUCUCAACUAGGCACACAACCUCGUGUACUAUUGAUACAAUGAGAAUAUUGUAAACUUUAAAAUGUAAUUAAUAUUGAUAUUAUUACUAAUCUGUAAUCUCUCCCUCAAAAAAGUUUUUGUAUAAAUCUGUGUUGUUUUCUAUUCACAGCUUGAGUUGAACUUGAUAGUGAUACUGAUAGAAUUAAAGAGCAAAACCCGUAGUUUUUUCCAAAAAAUUAUGUUACAAAAAAAAAAGCCAAAGAUCUGAAGUGACAAUAUUGAUUUCUUAAAUUCUUACUCUUAGCUUAAUUAAGUUCAACUGGCUAUUUUAUUAUUAUCAAUGUGUUAUUUUCAUAGCACUCUUACUCUUAGGAGUAACUUAGUCAAAAAUAAAAAGCUCAUGUUAGCGUUAUAACACUCGUAAGGCCUAAUUUGUAGUAUUGUGUUGUGUAUAUAACUGUAUUGUACAAUGGUAAAUGUCAAAUUGUAACAAGAAACCUUGCCUUUUAUUUGGGCUAUCUCUUUAUUACAGGACAAAUCUUAACUUCUUCAGUUCUUGAGACUAGGUGCAGAGAUUAGGUAUUAGAAAUAUGUCUACUUUAUAAUUUAAGUUUUGUAAACUGAAGAGGAUCUUUCAAACUUUUGGGCUCUUCCCUGGAGUACACAAAAGAAUUGAAUGUGAAGUAGAUUUGAUUUAGGUAUUCAACAUUGUUAGGAGUUUUCAGUCUUCCUCUUGGUGGUAAUGGUAAAGAAGAUGCAAGGAACAACCUUUAAGUGUAAAAAAUGUCGCAGGAUUUUGUUUUGUGGAGAAAUUGUUGUAAAUAGUCAUUGUGAGUCAGAAAGUUUUGCUGAAAACACCGUGAUUCUCCAGUCUGAGGGUUUUCAUCCAACAUGCAAUAGCGAUACAGUGUGGUACUUGAAAGAAGAGAAUUUGCAGGAUUGGAUGAUUGAGCAGAUUGACCAGGGAGACUGGAUCAAAGGAAAACUUACUUGCCCAAAAUGCCAUGGUAGGAUUGGAUCGUUUGACUUUGUUUGUGGGUUCAAGUGCUACUGUGAAAAAUUUGUUCUACCACCAGUGCAUGUUGUGAAAAGUAAAGUUGAUUAUUGCCCAGGUAAUGAAAGACAAUUGCAAAUCAAGAAAUUUCAUGGUAAGAUAGUAGUGUCUCCACCAAAGCAUGAAAUAGAACCUCAGGAAAAUGACCCAAACCAAGAAGUUAGACAUGUUGGGAGUGCUGAAGGUCCAUCAAGUUCAACCAAUCGUCCUUCAUUUUCAACUGGUUGUUUACACCACCAAAAAAGUGAUACAUGUGAAAAAGAAAGUGAUGGAGGUAACUUCAUCUGCAGAGAAGAGUCCUGAAAAAGUGGUUUCCAGUGCAGACCCAAGCAUAACUGUUUCACUUGCUUGUCCAGUAUGUUUAGACCUUUUUAUAAGUCCUUUUACCUGUCAACCAUGUGGUCACGUGUUCUGUGAAGUUUGUCUGAGAAGAAUAGCUAAGCCUAAUCCCACCAAAACUUAUUGCCCUAUGUGUCGUCAGCAAAUUGGUUAUUGUGAAGUUAACAAAGAAUGUGGUGAGAAAGUGAGAUCUCAAUUCCCAAUUUAUUAUCAAUCAUGCUUGCAUUCUGAGGCUCGUAUUAGCUCGCAAGUCACACCUUUGCCAUGGACACCUAAUUACCAUCGACGGAAACUACCAACACUGAAGCAGUCCUUUGUGCUAUUUCUUUGUGGAUUCUCUCUCCGAAAUCUGUGGCAAUCUCUUUGUCUCUCGAUGCCCACUAUUGUUAUUCUUGUGUUUUUAAACAUAGUAAGCAUUGCCACUUUUGUUCUGAGCUAUUUUGGUUGUUCUUAUGUUCCUACAUUUAUAUCACAGAUGUCUGUAAUUUUGUGGAAGAUGCUGAAACAUAGAGAAGAGCGUGUCACAAAAUACAGCUCCCUGAAUACUUCAGUAGAAAUAACUCUUGCUGGCUCCGCUCUAUUUUUCUUGCUCUUUGUGAUGCUUGGGGUUACAAUAUACAAAAGGUUCAGCAGGUUAACAGUUCACACUUAGAAAUCUGGAAUGUUUCCAGAUUUUCUCUACUUUUCACUAGCUAAUUGAACUGAGAAUUUAUUUCUUCAGAGCCAUUAGAGUAUCUUGUUUUUCACUUUAUAUAGCUACUUUUUUUUUCAAGAUAAUUCAGAAAGACUAGUGAUGGCUUUUAAUUGUACUUAUGUGUAAUAUAUAUAUAUAUUAUAUACAUCUAUAAUUGUACAUACACAUAAUUCUAUGUAGUACAAAGUAUUUCUCUAGAAGUUGUUAUUGGAAAGAGAGUAAUGUGUAAUGAAACAUAUGUUCUUUACUCGUAUGUAAAGAGAAACCACUUCUGGAACUGAGAUAUUAGAACUUCUUUAUGUGAACUAUUUCCUCUCAUGAUGUACUAAAUUUUGUAUAUAAUUUUUUUUCUUUUUCUCAAAAUACCUAUUAUAAUAUCUGGACUUGUAAUAUUACUUCUUGUUGUGUUCAUUGAGAAUGUAUGAUCUCUCAGUGUCACCAUAACUAAGACUUGGUGAAUGUUGCCUUUAUACUUGGUUCAGACAGUUAGUAUCAUUUAGCAUGGAUGUAAUUUGAGACACUGUUUUUUUCAAUGCUCUUGUUGAAAGGUUGGUGAGUUUCUCUGCUUCUGUGUUAAACAAAUGCGCACUAGUCGCUCUAAUGGACCAACUUCUUAUUGGAGAAAGAAUGUCGGCUGUAUUUCUUAAUUUACUACAUGUAGUUACGUGAAAUGUGGCAAGCUUUUAGUCAGAUUUACGGGUGUGUUACAAACGUAUUUGUACCCGGUACACGUCUGUAAAUGGCCAACGUCAGUCUGACAAGUCAGAGUGCAAGGUGAUGUUCUAUCCAACAGUUUGUUAAAUUUUCAUUACUUCUAGGACCUCCUAAAUACACAUCUACAGUAUCUUUCAGUAACCCUCUACCAUGAACUGUUGACAAAUCAGGAUUGUAAGGUAAAAUGAAUAGUUGAUUACUCUGACAUGAAAUACGUAACUGCAUGUUGAAUGUCACUUUGCAAAAGGUCGUGGCGUGUUUAAUUUGACCCCCCACAUAGAUUUAUAUAUGGAAACAAUAUAUCAAAUAGACUAAAGUUUAAGUUUCAAGUGCUUCAUUGCAUGACCUGGUAUAUAUAUUUAUAUAUCCCAUGUUCUUAAAACUGGAGAUAUUCAAAGAAAGAAUGAUCUAGAUCAGUGGUUUCCAAACUCUUUUAGUCUGAGGCUCCCUUGAUGUGAAUAAAAUGUUUUGAGGCCCCCCAACCUAUAACUUUAGCAUGGUGAUUGAAAAAUAGUGUUGUAGUAAAAAACAAUA